Molecule: messenger RNA, 976 nt
Organism: Effrenium voratum
Lineage: Eukaryota; Dinophyceae; Suessiales; Symbiodiniaceae
Source: the annotation of a GenBank genome assembly
GCUCAAGUCAUGACAGGGGUUUGAGCGCUAGCUGCCGCCCUAGCUUAGCUAGCACCUUUUGGCGGAGGGUGGGCAGCCAUGGCAUACGGUCCGCUGGCACAAUGCGCCUUCAUGUCAGGGCCAUCGCCAUUCAAGAAGAAGGCUCCUCCGGGCGAGGAAAAGAAGCAGUUCAAAGAUUUGCUUCCUCCCUGGAAGCCUCCGGACAGAUGUGAGGCACCGCCCCCAGGUUCUUUCAUGCUGUACUGCUUCGACAUGGAGGAGGCCAAGGAUCCCAAUGCCACCAGCCGAUCCUUGCCACUGGAUGAGAUGCCCCAUGUCGUUUUUGGUUCGUCCCAAGAAGUAGAUGGCAUGGUCUAUGACGGCAACAAGGGCGUGAGGCCAGAGCAUGCCGCGAUUUACUACAUGAAGAGCAGGUGGUUCUUGAAAUCAGUGAACGGGCCAGUGACCAUCGAGAGCAUGACCCUGCAUCCCCACCUGAAAGAUUCGGAUGGCAAGCCACCCAAGCGGUACACUUCAUCAACGACCAAGAAGAUGGAGACGAUAGAGCCAAUGGACGCAAAGAAGAAGUUGACGCGGGAGUUCUGUGUCUUUCGCCUAGGUGACUCUGAGCGGCGCUUCUGGAUUGGAGGACCGUUGCCCCUUGGAGAUGGUGAGAUGGAGGAGGCAGGAGGCACGGAGGGACGCAAGAAGGAGCGCAAAGAGCGCGGAGAGCGAGAAAGGGACAAGGACCACAAGGAACACAAAGAGCACAAGGAGAACAGGGACCACAAGGAUCACAAGGACCACAAGGACCACAAGGACCGCAAGGAGCGCGACAGGAAGGAGCCGUCGCGCACUCGCAGCCGCAGCCGCAAGAGGAGACGCUGAGGGUAGCCAAUUUAGAGAUGCGGUGCGGACUAAUCUGGCCCACACCUUGGCCGUUCUUAUGCACAUACGGGUAUGAAAUGACAGCACCUUGAGCAAAUGACAUGCGUGU